AAAAAUCGCGCCUAGGUGUAUUUUACGUCGGAUACAUGAACUGGGCUGCUUUUGUAAGACAACUAAAAUAUCACCGUGUAUACCAGAAACAUAAAAGAGCUUUAACCAUAGUUUAACUUUCAACCUAACCUUACUUAACUUUCAACCUUCAUAACUCUUGUCAGCGACUGCUGAGCAAAAUAAAUCUUUUUUUUCUUGUCUCUGACGAUGUUUACUAUUAAGGCGCGUUUCCAUUAUGCAAGUGAUUUGCAUACUAUUUGCAAGUUGCAUGCAAAUUGUAUAGUGGAAACAACAACUUGCAAACAAGUUGCAACUUGUAUGCAAUUAGGUUUAAACUUGUACGCACAAUAAUCAAGUCGGCACAUUUGCACGCAAGUUGCAAGCGCAUGCGGUCGUGCAUAGAGGAUUACUUUGUUUAUGACUUUAUUACUUUGUAAAAAUGACUGCUAAAUGGGAUACGGAGAAAACAAUAAUGUUUAUUGAGGAAUAUCGACAUGAUUGUCUUUGGGAACCAAAAAACAAUCUUUACAAAAAUCGAGACGCACGCGAAUCAGCAUAUAGAAAACUAAUCGAAUUGAUGCACCUUAAUGGUAUUGUUAUGACCGCAAAAGACGUGAAAAAUAAAAUACGAUCACUGCGUACCACAUUUUUUGCUGAAUUAGCAAAAAUUGAAAAAUCCAAAACAACCGGUAGUGGAACAAGUAACAUAUACACACCAAAAUUAAGCUGGUUUAACACAAUGAAUUUUUUGCUGACGUCAACCGAAUUAAGAAGGAAUGAAGAAAGCACCACUGUAAGUAUCAAUUCUUUUGUAGAAUCAGAAAAUACUUCAACAGAUAGCAGAGAAAAUACGCCAGCCAGAGCCAGUGGUUCUCGAAGCUCAUCUCAAACAGAGAGUCAAUCCUCAUCCAAUUUUCGACAAUCGAUUCGAAAUGCAAGAUAUGAUCCCAUAGAUACCGCACUUCAAGAAUUGAGAAAAAUAAAUAAGAGCGUAGAAUCGGAAAAUGAAUUUGAUGUUUUUGGUCAAAACGUUAGUCUUCAACUUCAAAAACUGCCGUUAGAGUACGCUCUAGAAACUCAAGAACUUAUUAUGAAAGUUUUAAAUGAGCAGCGAAUAAGCGGAAUUUAGAAAUACUACACUUAGGCACACGAUACAAUUCUUCCAAUGUUCCAAGACUAGUAGUACCCGAUGCCAGAUAUUUAAGCGUUACUUGCAAUUUCAAUUUUGCAGGCAGAGCGGGUCUAAAAAUAGUGUCUUGCUUAGAUAUUCUGGACGAAAUCUUAUCCAAUAAAUUUAAAAAUAGUUCUUCGUUCAUUCUGAGAUGAGUAUGGUACCGUUUAGGAUCUUCUAUAGCCAAUUCUUUUAACAGAUUAUUCGACGUACCGUAAGCAUCUCUUCUGUGAAUCCAUUUUCUAACCCACUGAACUGGUCGACGUCGAUGCUUUUUUUUUGUUAUUUAAUACGUGUAUAAUUAUUGCGUAUACAACUUUGCAUGCAGCGACAAGCACAGCACGUCUUCUACCCAUGAUAAACACUGUACAACUAGAACUAACUUGUAUACCACUAAAAUCUUGUAUGCAAGCUGCAAGUUGAACAAAAUCGUGUUUCCAAUUCAAAUCACUUGCACACAUGUCUGACGUCAUACAUGUAUGCAAACACUUGCAUAAUGGAAACGCGCCUUUAAGCUUUGAUACUUCUUAUGAAAGAAACCUUUCUCAAAUCUACGCCCAGUAAGUGGAUGGAUCCAAUAUUUUCGAAAUUUGCGUUGACGUCUGCUUUUUCUAUUUCUUAUUAUCGGAGCUACAACACAUACUGCUACCUUGAAAUCCAUCUUCAAACUGCGGGUCGUUUCGCGAUUUUUUAUCGUGGUGUGUGCGUCUCAAGCGGUUUUGCGGUUGUAGCGAUUAACUGCUUGCUGAAAAAAUCGUAGUGCGGCCUCAGCCAUAAACAAAUGAAAUGAAAUUAUUUAUUCUGCAAAUAGGAUAUUUCAUCACUUUUACAUGUCUUUUUUGAGA
Trichoplusia ni (cabbage looper) is the source of this 2016-nucleotide messenger RNA. RefSeq lists its product as uncharacterized. The record is from RefSeq and is a predicted model, not a curated record. NCBI's taxonomy places the organism in Eukaryota, Metazoa, Arthropoda, Insecta, Lepidoptera, Noctuidae. The transcript has 2 exons. Bases 440 to 1129 code for a protein of 229 amino acids.